UACGACCCCUCCCCCCAUGGUUCUAGGUCUGGGCUACAAUGAAGAGUAUUUGUAACCAAUCAAGUGCCAGUUUCUCUCCAGUGUCACUUUACUGAGGCCCCAGAUAUGAGUUUGCUCAGGAUUUUGGGGCCAAUGUUGACCCCCAGUCUGGGAACCUCUGGUCACAGUAACAAGUUGUUGCCCCACUGCCUGGGGCGGAUCUGCUGAGAUGUUGGAGAAAGAACCACAAGGAAACGCCCACGAGGAGCCGCAGCUGCUGCAGAAGUUCAGGCAGAGCCGAGCGUUUAGUGAGUUUCCGGGGCCCGGCACAGAGCGGGUUAAUGACAAAAGCCUGUAGUUUCCAUGGGGCCACGCCCCUCGCGCUGAUUGGCCGGAGGGCUGAGAGUGGCAGGGCAGGGGGAGGAGCCGGAGUGGCAGCGCUGAGAGCUCAGAAUCAUGUUGAGCGGCGGAUGGAGCGGGAGGGGGGACCCUCAGCCCCGGGACUCCGCUCUCUGUAUCCACUACUUUCCUCGGGCUCUUGGCUCUCAGCCCCGGGGGUCACAGGUGCGGCGGCCAAAACCCAAUUCCGGGGCAGGUGUAGGAGCCCAGUGAGCUGCACAGACUCAGCCCCGACCCACAGGUGCAGCAUCUGGCCCCCGGGCCUACAGGUUCAGAGACCUCAUCACACAAACGACUGAAGCUCCUUAUUCUCCCCUGGGAUUUACCUGUGAGGCUCAAUCCCUGGCACUGCCCUGUGGCACCUGCAGCUGAGGGACUAGAAAACUCCAUAGCCCAGAGGGAGUCACUGGCAGCCACAACUGUACUGAAAGUGUAGCAGCUCACAGGAGACAGAGAGACUGGCACAGUCCAGCCCAGUGGCACGAGAGUCUGCACCAACCAGGGGGAGUUAUAGUUGCUGGACACAAGAGACUACCUGGCAUCCCGCUGGCACCGACACUUUCUUUCUGUCCUGAUAUUCUGUUGCCCAAAUGAUCUGAGGCUCCAGGCUAGGACCUAUGCCCAUCAUGGGAGACGGUUGGGGGCCUAUGGAGUGCAGGAACAGGUCUGGUACCCCUACAACAGUGCCCAGCCCUAUGCACCCCCUGCCCGAGCUCACUCACCAGUGGACUGUGGGAAUGACUAUGUUCAUGGCGGCCAUCAUCCUCCUCAUCGUCAUGGGCAACAUCAUGGUCAUUGUGGCCAUUGGGAGGAACCAGAGGCUCCAGACCUUGACCAACGUCUUCAUCACGUCCUUGGCUUGUGCCGACCUCAUUAUGGGUUUGUUUGUUGUGCCCCUUGGUGCCACAUUGGUGGUGAGUGGCAAGUGGCUGUACGGGUCGAUAUUCUGUGAGUUCUGGACGUCAGUGGACGUAUUGUGCGUCACAGCGAGUAUAGAGACCCUGUGCGUCAUCUCCAUCGACCGCUACAUCGCCAUCACCUCUCCCUUCCGCUACCAAAGUCUCCUGACCAAGGGCCGUGCCAAGGGAAUCGUGUGCAGUGUGUGGGGCAUCUCAGCCCUGGUCUCGUUCCUGCCCAUCAUGAUGCACUGGUGGAGGGACACUGGCGACCCCCUGGCCAUGAAAUGUUACGAGGAUCCUGGGUGCUGUGACUUUGUCACCAACAGAGCUUACGCCAUCGCCUCGUCCAUCAUUUCCUUCUAUGUCCCACUCAUCGUCAUGAUCUUCGUUUACAUCAGGGUCUUCAAAGAGGCGCAGAAGCAGAUGAAGAAGAUUGACAAGUGCGAGGGCAGGUUCUCCCAUAGCCACGUCCUGAGCCACGGCAGGUCCAGCCGGAGGAUCCUCUCCAAAAUCCUGGUGGCCAAGGAGCAGAAAGCCUUGAAGACCCUCGGGAUUAUCAUGGGCACCUUCACCCUGUGCUGGUUGCCCUUCUUCUUGGCCAACGUGGUCAAUGUCUGCUACAGGAACCUGAUCCCAGACAAACUCUUCCUCUUCCUCAACUGGCUGGGCUACGCCAACUCCGCGUUUAACCCCAUCAUCUACUGCAGGAGCCCAGACUUCAGGAAGGCUUUCAAGAGACUCCUGUGUUGCCCCAAAAAGGCAGAUUGGCACCUGCAGACCACUGGGGAGCUCUCCCGAACCUCAGGGGGCUUUGUUAACUCUUUAGACACCAAUGCUUUGGGUACGUGUUCUGAAUGUAAUGGGGUGCGGACGUCAUUGGACUGAAAUUAAUUAUUUAUUGUGGGUCGGAGGGAGAUUGAAUAACUGGGUGCAGGGGCUGCAAAUAACGGGUACGUUUAUAGCAAUCUCACGGCAGCUUAUUGGAAUCUAGAGGUUUUCCCGGGAUAGGAGUGAACUCCGGAAAAUGUCAUCUCAAUGGCUGCGGAGCUAUUACAUCCCGGGGAUAUUCACCAAUACAUGCCCAAUGCUGAUUGGUCAGUUUGACUUUCACUGUGUUACUGCCUGACCAAUGGGGUCAGUUGUGGGGUUGUUCCGACUAAUACACUUCUAUGUAAUUGUUA
Xenopus laevis (African clawed frog) is the source of this 2458-nucleotide messenger RNA. RefSeq names its product beta-1 adrenergic receptor-like (gene adrb1.L). Lineage: Eukaryota; Metazoa; Chordata; Amphibia; Anura; Pipidae. Gene Ontology annotation, biological process: positive regulation of MAPK cascade; G protein-coupled receptor signaling pathway; positive regulation of heart contraction. Gene Ontology annotation, molecular function: adrenergic receptor activity; beta1-adrenergic receptor activity; G protein-coupled receptor activity. The transcript has a single exon. The coding region runs from base 996 to 2162 and encodes 388 amino acids. Gene Ontology annotation, cellular component: membrane; plasma membrane. The record is from RefSeq and is a predicted model, not a curated record.